UGGUAACGCUGUAAGGUGUUGCCUAUUUUUAUUUUAAUAUAAUCACUCAAAAUUUAAUGGCAUCACAGAAUCAGCUGAUUCAUAACAAUAAAUUCAGUAAUCUUUAUAAAUUAAAAUUAUGCGUUUUCUUAUUAAAUAUUUUAAAUAACUUUAAACAUGUGUGACAUGCAUACAGUGAAAGCACAUUUGGCGAUUAUAUGAAAUACUUGGAAAUAUGUUUUUAAAAAUAAAUCAAAGAAAAUAUCAUGUUACGGAUUUGGUUGUACGUAUCGCAUGUAUCGCUUUAGUGAUAUAUUGGAUUAUGCCAUGGCGAUUUGCUUCUCAUUAUGAAUAUUUACAUCGAAAUGAAAUACAACAAGCGCUUGUUGAACAAGUUACGACUAAUAUUUCAAUGCAACGUAUGCCACCAUGUGAAUACAGUGAUAUCUUUGCAGAUAACGUUAUUACAUAUCGUUCGCAAUAUCGAGAGCAUGUGUUGCGGGGAGAAGAAAUUUUGCCUGGUGGCGAAUAUUUUCCAGAAGAUUGCAGUGCACGCUUUAGUACGGCAAUCAUUGUGCCUUACCGAAAACGUGAGGAACAACUUCAUGCUUUUCUCAUCUACAUGCAUAAUUAUUUGCGACAGCAACGUAUUCACUAUCGAAUUUUCUUAGUUGAACAAUAUGACCAAAAGCCGUUCAAUCGGGCAAAACUAUUCAAUAUUGGCUCAGUAAUUGCAGCAGAACUUGAAUUCCCUUGUUUAAUAUUGCAUGAUGUCGAUUUACUUCCAAUGAACUUGGGCCAACUGUACGCCUGUACCCAGAAGCCUCGUCAUAUGUGCUCUGCACUCGAUAUUUUCCGUUUCACAUUACCUUACCGAGGACUAUUUGGAGGUGUUGUAGCCAUUCGUACGCAUCAAUAUCGGUUUAUUAACGGAAUGUCUAAUUUAUAUGAGGGUUGGGGAGGAGAAGAUGACGAUUUAUUCAAUAGAUUAUAUUCGCAUAAAAUAGAUAUAUGUCGCUUUGAACCAAGCUACAGUACAUAUACGAUGAUGCGCCACAAACCUGAGAAGAAGAACGAAGCUCGUUUGGAACUAUUACGAACCGGAUAUAAACGCUUUCUAACAGAUGGAUUAAAUUCACUUAUUUACUCAGAGAAGGAACGUCGCUUGCAUAGCUUAUUUACACAUAUUUUGGUAGAAACGUGAAUUUUUAUGAGAUCUCCUCAGAAAAGUUACCUAAACAACUUUAUAACGCAUAUUCGUCCGUUGAAAAAAAGAGUUGAAAAACAAAUUAACAAAAAGGCUUGUGGUUGUAGUGAUCAACGCUAUAACAUAAAGAUAUACAUAUACAUAUGUUUAAGUUAAUAUCUACAUAUGCAUAGAAAUAU
This is a messenger RNA of Bactrocera dorsalis (oriental fruit fly), 1365 nucleotides long. Its product is annotated as beta-1,4-N-acetylgalactosaminyltransferase bre-4. The transcript has a single exon. The coding region runs from base 215 to 1183 and encodes 322 amino acids. Gene Ontology annotation, biological process: carbohydrate metabolic process; glycosphingolipid biosynthetic process. NCBI's taxonomy places the organism in Eukaryota, Metazoa, Arthropoda, Insecta, Diptera, Tephritidae. The record is from RefSeq and is a predicted model, not a curated record. Gene Ontology annotation, molecular function: N-acetyl-beta-glucosaminyl-derivative 4-beta-N-acetylgalactosaminyltransferase activity.